ACUCCAAAAAAUGAAAUGAACCUUCGAGUAAAUAACGCACCAAAAACAUGGAACCUUCCCAUUCCACAUCCCAAAACCAAAAAUAAAACAAACCCAUAAUCUCAAAACCUCUUUAUAGAAACAAAACAACCACAAACACAACACAAAAACAUUUUCUCUUUCCAAAAUCCAACAGCCUCAAAUCAAAUGGCAUCAUCAAAACCCAACAGCUGUUGUUCUUGCUGUUCAGGUUUCAUAAUAACCAUAGGUUUAAUGGCCCUAUUCAUAUGGCUAAGCUUACGUGUCGACGAACCAAAGCUUUACAUAGACAAAAUUUACCUUCCUGCCCUCAACAAAGCCCUAAACACAACAGCCAAAUCAAACACCACUUUCACCUUCUUGUUAAAACUUGUUAACCCUAAUAAAGAUAAAGGUAUUCAAUAUGACCCUAUUCAUCUUAACUUCACCUUUUACAAUACUCUCAACACUACUCUUCCACUUGGGAAUGUUACUGUUAAUGGAUUCUAUCAAGGGCAUGAGAAAAAAGCUAAGAAAAAUGGUGUUGUGGAAGCUGGUGUUAAGAAUUUAACUGCGAGUGUUAAGGGUGUUGUUGAUGGUAAAGUUUAUUUAAGGGUGGAUUAUAUUACUGCGGUUAAGUAUAAGAUUUUGGUUUGGUAUACUAAAAGAGAUCGGUUAUGGGGAGGGGCAAAUGUGGAAAUUGGAGAUUCUGGGGAGAAAAUGGGAAAGAAAAGUGUGAGGCUUGGGGGGAAGGAACCAAGGGUAAUAGUGUCCGGCGCAUGGAAAGUGUAUGGAGGCUAUCGUGCGCUUCUUGUGUUUAUUAUUGGUCUUGGGUUUACUUGACUUUGACUGAGUUUGUUUAUUAGGAGUAUUUGAUUUGAUUUAAUAGUUGUGUUUUUGUUUAUUUAUUUAGUUUGAAUCUUGAAUUUGUAUUCUUAUGUAGUUUUGUUGUUGUUGUAUUAAGAUUUAAAUAUGAUUUAUGAUUGGUGUAUUGAUCUUAUUUAUGGAGUAUAUGGAUUGGAGAAGAAGGGAAAAAUGAUAUUCAAUCUCUA
Messenger RNA from Medicago truncatula (barrel medic), 1049 nucleotides. Its product is annotated as protein NDR1. The transcript has a single exon. The record is from RefSeq and is a predicted model, not a curated record. Gene Ontology annotation, biological process: defense response to other organism. Lineage: Eukaryota; Viridiplantae; Streptophyta; Magnoliopsida; Fabales; Fabaceae. Gene Ontology annotation, cellular component: plasma membrane; plasmodesma. Bases 187 to 840 code for a protein of 217 amino acids.